This is a messenger RNA of Hemibagrus wyckioides, 1058 nucleotides long. Its product is annotated as ubiquitin thioesterase OTUB2-like. The coding region runs from base 312 to 1001 and encodes 229 amino acids. Gene Ontology annotation, cellular component: nucleus. Gene Ontology annotation, biological process: negative regulation of double-strand break repair; protein K48-linked deubiquitination. The transcript is spliced from 6 exons. The record is from RefSeq and is a predicted model, not a curated record. NCBI's taxonomy places the organism in Eukaryota, Metazoa, Chordata, Actinopteri, Siluriformes, Bagridae. Gene Ontology annotation, molecular function: ubiquitin binding; cysteine-type deubiquitinase activity.
GUUCACUCGUAAAACAACGAUUUGUAUCGAAAUGCUGAAUCACUUUCUCUUUUAAAAUAAAAAAUCGCUCGGUCCCUUUAAGAAAGCCGCGCGCUCGCGCAUCCGGGCAGGGGCAAAACAUUGCAAAAUAUCCAAGAACGUUGCUCUCGUCCUGUUCAAUAAUACCUUCACCAGAGCGCGUGCAGGUGUUUCUGCGUCAUCAUGGAAACUACCAGCUAUUUUCUGUGGAGCUUUAGAUAAAGAAACUUCAUCCUGUGCUUUUGGGAAUUAGCGGUCAUCGCACCGAGGACUGAGAUCUUUAUCAUUUUCAGAUGGACAUGUCCAGAUUAGUCUCCAUCAAGGAGGCAAUUUCAGCUGAGACACUGGAAGAGUCAGAAGCUGAAAAAUACCAGGACAUAUGCCACCAGUUUGGGUUUAUCCGCAGAGUAAAAGGAGAUGGGAAUUGUUUUUACAGGGCUCUCUGCUUUACACUUGUAGAAAGCUUGCUACAUGGUGAAAGCGCUAUACAAAGAUUUCGGGACAAGCUGCUAAGAAGUCAUCAAGUGCUACUAACAGCUGGCUUUGAUGAAAGGGCUUUUAAAGAUUUACUUAACACUUUUAACAGUGUACUGGAGCGACUUGAAACAGAUACCUGUGAAGAGACUCUGUUAAGCCUUUUUAAUGACCAGGCUACCUCAGACAGCAUGGUGCAGUACCUGAGGCUGCUCACUUCAGCACACCUACAGAGCAAUACUGAUUUCUUUCAGCACUUUGUGGAGGCUCCAAAUUUGAAAGUUUACUGUACUCAGGAAGUAGAAGCCAUGGCGAUGGAAUGUGAUCAUGUGGAGAUCCUGGCUUUAGCUGAGGAAUUGGACAUUAGUCUGUGUAUCAUAUCCAUGGAGGGCAGUGAUGGCCACCUUACAUACCACAUCAUUCCUGAAGGAUCUCAGCCUUCCCUGUAUCUUCUCUACAAGACAUCUCACUAUGACAUUCUAUACAAGCACAGAGAACACUGGAAAUAAUGUUUGGACCAAACAGCCUGGAACCAAUUUUUUUGGAUGAUCCACAUCUUCUGCACA